AUGAAUUUACCACCAAUCUCCGAAUUAAAUGAAUCUUCAUAUGAUGAAUUUAUUAGUUCAAUAAACGUGUUAUUCGAAUCAGCUCCACCAUUGGCAAAUUCAUUAUAUUCUUCUCGUCCAUACACAUCUUAUAAUUCGUUAAUUUCCUCGGCAACAAAAUUUAUUCAAAAUACUGAAUUACCAAUCUCUCAAAAAUUAGAAAUAAUUAAUGCUCAUCCACGUUUAGGUGAAAACAAAAAUAACCUUUCUUCAUUUUCUUUAAAAGAACAAGGUUAUCUCAAGUCUUCAACAAAUUAUAAUUCAAAUCAAAAUAAAUCAAGUUCUUUAGAUGAAGAUGAAAUUAUUGAUACAAUAUUAAAAGAAUUAAAUAAUAAAUAUGAAGAAAAGUUUGGCUUCCGUUUUGUCAUUUUUGUUAAUGGUAAAUCAAGAAGAGAAUUUAUUCCUAUUUUACAAGACGCAAUAACAAAAGGAAAUAUUGAAGAAGAAUUAAAAAGAGGUUUGUCGGAUAUGAUGAGUAUUGCCACGGACAGGUUAAAGAAGUUAGGAAGAGAAUAA
Funneliformis mosseae is the source of this 555-nucleotide messenger RNA. Lineage: Eukaryota; Fungi; Glomeromycota; Glomeromycetes; Glomerales; Glomeraceae. The record is from the annotation of a GenBank genome assembly.